AAUGAAUAUUACGCAAGCAACUUAUAUGAAAUUUUAAUGAAGGAGUAAAUUUUCACAAGAUACUCAUGUAUACUAAAAAAACACCCCACGUGUUAUAACAGUCUUAUCAAAUUAUUGGUUAUCUUAUGUUUAAAAACGUAUGGCGCGAUUAAUGCGUCCACUUUGAGUUAAUUUUUUUUUUUAAUUAUAGCAGUAAAAAUGAGUAACUUAUCCAUAGCUAAUACUUCAAACAGUAUUGAUGAAAAUGAACCAGAAAAAGCCUCGGAUGCAGUCUUCAAAAAAAGUACUAAACUUGAAGCCCCUGUUGUUCGAGGUUAUGAUUGGAAUAAUGGAAUAAAUUAUGAAAGUCUUUUAUCUACUUAUCGUUACUCUGGAUUUCAAGCUACAAAUUUUGGUCUUGCUGUGGAGCAAAUAAAUAAAAUGUUAGAAGAAAGAGAAAAACCAUUUCAAAAAGAUAUUCAUGAACAAAAUGAAUUUAUUAAACGCCGUUCUAAUUGUACUAUAUUUCUUGGAUAUACAUCUAAUAUGGUAUCAUGUGGUAACAGAGACUCAAUAAGAUUUGUUGUUCAACACAAAAUGGUUGAUUGCAUUGUUACAACUGCUGGAGGUGUCGAAGAAGAUAUCAUCAAAUGUUUAGCACCAACAUUCAUUGGUGAUUUUCAACUAAAAGGCAGUGAUCUUCGAGAAAAGGGUAUUAACAGAAUUGGAAAUUUACUUGUUCCAAACAAUAACUAUUGUAAAUUUGAAAAUUGGGUUAUGCCUAUAUUAGAUAAAAUGUUAGAAGAACAAAAAAUAGCAUGGACUCCUUCUCAAAUUGUAGAAAGAUUAGGUUUAGAAAUUAACAAUGAAGAUUCCAUAUGUUAUUGGGCAGCUCGAAAUAAAAUACCUAUAUUUUGUCCAGCCUUAACUGAUGGUAGUUUAGGUGACAUGAUGUAUUUUCAUUCAUAUCGUAAUCCAGGUCUUAUUGUUGAUAUACUCAAAGAUUUAAGGCUUCUAAAUACAAUGGCAGUAAAAGCAGCAAAUACAGGAGUAAUUAUUGUAGGCGGCGGAGUGAUAAAACACCACAUUUGUAAUGCUAAUUUAAUGAGAAACGGUGCUGAUUAUGCAGUUUAUUUAAACACAGCUUCUGAAUAUGAUGGUAGUGACUCUGGAGCUAGACCUGAUGAAGCUGUAUCAUGGGGAAAAAUAACACCUGAAGCAAAACCUGUUAAAGUUUAUGGAGAUGCAACACUUAUUUUACCUCUUUUGGUUGGAGAAACAUUUGCAAAAAAGUACCAUAAUAAAAAAUAAAAAACUUAAUUUAUUUGUUAUUUUUCUUGUAUUGUUUUGAAAAUCCUGGUAUAAAAUUAAGAAUUGCUUGAUAAAUGUUAAACAAAUUUUUCAUGACAUUAAAACAUGGAGUAUGUUUUUAUCUUUUAAUAGUCAUUAGUAAAUUUAGUAAAUUUUGACUGUUUA
Messenger RNA from Daktulosphaira vitifoliae (grape phylloxera), 1455 nucleotides. RefSeq names its product probable deoxyhypusine synthase. Gene Ontology annotation, molecular function: deoxyhypusine synthase activity. NCBI's taxonomy places the organism in Eukaryota, Metazoa, Arthropoda, Insecta, Hemiptera, Phylloxeridae. The record is from RefSeq and is a predicted model, not a curated record. The transcript is spliced from 8 exons. Gene Ontology annotation, biological process: peptidyl-hypusine biosynthetic process. Gene Ontology annotation, cellular component: cytoplasm. The coding region runs from base 199 to 1290 and encodes 363 amino acids.